Messenger RNA from Pediculus humanus corporis (human body louse), 2643 nucleotides. RefSeq lists its product as uncharacterized. Lineage: Eukaryota; Metazoa; Arthropoda; Insecta; Psocodea; Pediculidae. The record is from RefSeq and is a predicted model, not a curated record. The coding region runs from base 1 to 2643 and encodes 880 amino acids. The transcript is spliced from 14 exons.
AUGGUUGAUCUCAUUUUAACUUCAGUGAAGAGGAUAUCUUCAUCGAUAUGGAGCAAUAUGGCCGACUUAACGGAGAAAAUCGACGAUCUGAUCUGUAGUUUCGAAAGUGGAGGUGACUUUACAAUGGAUACGGUGGCAAUGUUGAUUUUUGGAUGGGCGGUAUUGGGUGUUGUGGUGUUAGCUUUAACCAAAUACGUGUACGGUCGGUUUUUUGCAAAAAAAGCUCCAGUGUCGAAUGAACCCAUAUUAUCGAAAAAAGUUGCUUCCGGUACAGAAUCGUCAGGAGUGUCGUCUACUACUACUACUACCAGUGCCACACACAAAGAACAAUCUAAGGAAAUGAGCAAAGAUAAAUCCGAUGGUCUUUCAUUAUAUUCUAAAACAAGUUCUGCCAAAACAGGAGGAAAAUUCGUUCCUCCCACACCUCCACUUAGGAAAAGACUGUCAACUAAAAAAGGUUCGGCAUUAAUUCCAGCAGUAUCUAGAACACCGACUCAAAUCCCUUCACUCUCAAUCACAGGACCUGAUUUUGAAUGUGUACAGUGGGUGAAUGAGCUUUACAUGUGGAUUUACUCAAAUUCAGAUAUUGCCAAUGAAAUACUUAAUGUUUGGUUGCAAACUCUUAACGAUUACAUGAAAAACUCAACUGAUGAGAAUGGCGUGGGUGUUGAAGUUGUACGAAUUCUUCCUGAAACGCAUCCGCCAAACCUGACAAACGUUUUUUGCGAAUGUGGUACAAACGACGACAUUACGAUAACAUGCGAUUGCGAAGCCACACCCGCACUUCAAUUAAAAGCGUUCAGGCAGAAAGAGGAGAAAGUCGAAGUUUCGCAUUACAGAUUGAACGUUAACCGGUUCAGAGCGAGGCUCAAUAUCGGUUUCAUAACGGAAAAAUUAUUGGCGGAAGUCAAAUGCGACGGAUGGCCCGAUAUAAAAGUCGCUUUGGCUCCUGUGGGAAGUAUAAAAAACAACACGGAUGAACAAUUCCAACAGGACGUAAUUGCGGAUACUUUUGUGACAGCCAUGAGAAAUUCCGUCGUACCAUUGAAUUUAAAUCAGUAUCCAUCUUGUCCGAGAUUUAGCAGGUUUAAACAUUCGAACAACAACAACAACAACAACAACAACAACGCAUCUCCCGAUUUCCAAGACGAUUCGCUGAACAAAAUGCUGUUGGAAUUUUCCGAUAAUGCGAAUUCGUUAAAUGAAAAUACGGGAAGGAGGAGACAAUUGGUCAUAACGGGAAUUCAAGCCAUGAAUUUGAGCGAGGAUUGUCGUAAUUCUUAUUGCAUUUUAGAAAUGGACGAACCUCCUCAAAAAUAUAUUUCGUCGACGCAAAAAAACACGUCCGAACCCGUUUGGGACGAACAAUUUAUAUUUAACGUGAAACCGGGAAAAGGCGAAUUGCUAUUUGAAAUAUACGAAAACACGAGUAAAAAAUUAUUGGGAAUGGGAAUCGUCGGUACGGAAGAAUUGAUGAGUAAUCACACGAGGCGACAGAUGAUUCCUCUUCAAUCGCAACCUUUCGAAAGUGAUAGAAUAACCGGAAGUAUUGCCGUAGAGGUAUUUUACACACCGCACGACUUUAUUAUUACAAGCGUUUCCGCUUUUUCUCCGACUCGCGAAACUCGAUUUAUGGUCGUGGAGGACAACACAAACAAAAAUUCAAAUGACGUCACGCCACACAAGUAUAAGGAAGUGAUAAAAUCAGUUACACCGGGUGGAAACGUGAUAACAACAUCGAAAACGGUUUUCACGGCGAGCGAAGGUCAGCUCGCGAACGGAGUCGAAGCCGUUACGGAUUCAGCUUUGAAAGAAUUGGAGUCGCGUGAAAAGACAAAUUCGGGAACGAAAUCGCCGACGAGUAAAAGUACUUUAAUUAUUCACAGCGUUUCAAGGGUCGAACAAAGUAGAAAUGGUUUAUGGCGGGAAGUUGUCGGCACGGGCGAACCGCAAGGAACGUUGGAUGGAUCCGUUCCAAAUGAGUCAAAAAAUGAAAAAUCCGAGCCUGCAGAAGACGAAGGUAAUGAUGAUGAUGAUGAUAAUUAUUACACGUUAAUGCGAAAAAGAUUUCAUCAAAAACGACGUCGAGAUUUUUUCGGAACGAUUAAACGUAAAUUGACAAUGUCGAGAGCGAGAUCGAAAUCCGUGGAUCCGGGUGAAAGAGUCGAAGUUGACCCUUUGACCCGAUCCGUGUCGGCUGAUAGAAUGAGAGAAUCGACUCCCCAUUCGAGAGGAACGUCAUUGAGAGUGGGAGAUGGAGAAAUUUCUAGAAGGUCUAGUCUGAGUGAUACGUCCGGUCUUAGCGGUGCUUCGGCGAGAACUUAUUUGAACGAAGCUUCAACGUUGGUUCUCGAAACCGUCGAAAACGGAUUUAAAAAACAUUAUCUGGUACCAUUAUCGUUGGCCAAAAGGAAUAAAUGGAAGAAAAAGGGAACAAAACUUCACAUAUACAACGAUCACACAUUCAUUGCCAAGCAUUUCUACGGGACCGUAGUCUGUCAAGUCUGUUCGUCAAAUAUUCCAAGACGAUUUGGGAAACAAGGAUACGAGUGUAGGGAUUGUCUUCUCAAAUGUCACAAAGCUUGUCACGUGAAAGCGGACCAAAGUUGUCCCGACUCGGGCAUACACAACAUUGAAUUGUAA